Galeopterus variegatus (Sunda flying lemur) is the source of this 1840-nucleotide messenger RNA. Its product is annotated as tripartite motif-containing protein 5-like. Lineage: Eukaryota; Metazoa; Chordata; Mammalia; Dermoptera; Cynocephalidae. Gene Ontology annotation, molecular function: protein binding. The transcript is spliced from 4 exons. Bases 488 to 1093 code for a protein of 201 amino acids. The record is from RefSeq and is a predicted model, not a curated record.
AUCAGUUUACAUAUAUAUUGAAUAAAUCAAGGAGCCAUGGAUUAAUUAAACAUCUCAUGGGAAGACAUAUAUUUGGUAAAAUAUAUAUAUAUAUAAAUAAAUGUGUCUCUCUCUUUUUCCUUGUAAACAUGUCCCAUCUCUAUAUAUCAGAACCUCUUGUUAUGCUUCCAUGCGAGUAAAAGAUGUUUCUACUAUUUAGGGAGGUUGACAACUUCACAUGAGUUCUGGGAUGAUUGGCAUGAGUCUUAUCUUUACUUUUUUGUCAUUUGCAUUGGGAUCAAAUCCAUUCUCAGCACAUCACUAUAUGGUGAGGAUAUAAUAAAGCUUUCUAAAUGAGGACAGUCUAUCAUAUCUAAACUCAUAUUUUCUCCCUUCUUCCUAGGAUGUGAACAGCAUUACAGCAAGGUGUCAGAACUUCACCCUGAAGACCCCAAAAACUUUCCCCAAGAAACAAAGCAGAGUUUUUCAAGCUCCGGAUCUGAAAGGGAUGCUGCAAGCAUUGAAAGAGCUGACAGAUAUGCAACUAUACUGGGUUGACAUGAAAUUGACUCCAAGGAAAAAUUCAAAUACUUUUAAUUUUUUUAAUCCGACACAAGUGGAAUUCUCAUUUGAGAAGUGUUCAGCUCCUGCUAAUUCAAGUAGUAAUGAUUAUUACAGCAUCGGAGGCUCCCCACUGAUGACAUCAGGACAACAUUACUGGGAGGUAGAUGUGUCCAACAAAAGCGCCUGGAUCCUGGGGGUAUGUGAAGUAAAAGACCUCCAAUGGCUUGUGAGGAACUGUUUUACACAAGUUGUAAGUUACCAACCUAGACAUGGUUAUUGGGUUAUAGGGUUAAAGAAUCAAGUUGAAUAUACUGCUUUUCAGGACUCUUCCUCCAAUGAUCCCUUGAUUGUGACCCUCUUCCUGCCAGUUCCUCCCUGGCGUAUUGGGGUUUUCCUAGACUAUGAUGCUGGUACUCUCUAUUUUUUUAAUGUUACCAAUGGGUUUCUCAUCUAUAAAUUCUCUUCAUGUCGCUUUUCUCCAAUGGUUUGUCCAUAUUUCAAUCCUAUAAAUUGUUCAGUCCCCAUGACUCUGUGCUCGCCAAGCUUGUGAAGUUCCUACACCAACACCCACUUGCCUGGAUGCAUCUCACGCACCUGAACUCAUCGGCACCAUUCUAACCGUCUUUUCCUUGCUGCCUGCUCUUCAAUCUAUUUGUGCAAAUUGCCUUGUGCCACAUUCCUCCCAAUAUUUCAUUUGCAUUUAUGAGAAAAUUUUAUUCAUUAUUUUCCAUACUCAGGAAAAAUGACUGAUCCUUCAUAAAGAAAGACCAGUAUUGAGGUAACACCUCUGCCAAAUCUUUACAACCCAAUUCCCUCUGACACUGACUAAGAAAACAAAAACAUAUUUUUCAACAACUUUUUUAUAUUAUUGAAGGGCAUGUCUAGGAGUCACUCACUAAAGAAUGAGCCAUUAGCAGUGUGUCAGCUUAUCCGUGAUGCCCCUUAUCAUCAAGGUAUGAAGGAGAAAAUAUAAUUGCUUUAUACAAAGAGUGGAGGCUUUGAGUACAGAGUGUCUGAGUUAAAAUUCUGUCUUCCCACAUACUAGCCAUGUAAUUUUGAAUAACAUUCUUAAAUUGCUGUGCUUAUUUUCUUUAAAUAAUUUUGGUAUAAAAACUUCACCUAAUACUUUGGAUCACUGUGACAAAAUUAAUUCAUUAAGUAUAAAGCAUCUAUUUAAGUUCUCAACUUAAUAAUAAGUAUUUGCUCUACUAAGUACUGAAAAAUGUAACCUGUGGCCGUGUCCCAUGGAACAGCUUGUGCCUUCGGAGGAACUAAGUUUACCUUUACUGAAUUCUCA